Haliotis rufescens (red abalone) is the source of this 5325-nucleotide messenger RNA. Its product is annotated as solute carrier family 15 member 1-like. Gene Ontology annotation, molecular function: dipeptide transmembrane transporter activity. NCBI's taxonomy places the organism in Eukaryota, Metazoa, Mollusca, Gastropoda, Lepetellida, Haliotidae. Gene Ontology annotation, biological process: transmembrane transport; oligopeptide transport. Gene Ontology annotation, cellular component: membrane. The record is from RefSeq and is a predicted model, not a curated record. The transcript is spliced from 25 exons. The coding region runs from base 443 to 2701 and encodes 752 amino acids.
UUAGAGGGCGUGGACCGGUUGUGUUUACACUCAACAGCUGUCGGGAUAUAUGCACACCUCGAUACUCUCCACACUAGCAUAUAUAUAACCCAUUAUAAUUAUGUAUCGAGCUCAUUCGCAGCCUUUGAUUACUAGGGCGUAUUCAUGUCUAAAUGAACCUGUAAAUUAGUCGGGUUUUUUUUUUAUUUUAGUGUGUGGUCGAGUACAGUUGACUGAGUUGUAAAUUUGCAUCGACAUCAGGAUAUAAAAGACCGUUCCUGAAUCACAGCUGUGUAACAUAGUCGCUCAAGGGGAAUCUGAUACUAAGCUGUGUAUGGAUUGAACCAGUAAUAUGCAGACACUUCUGUGAAAUCGUCCAGUUGGAAAUUACAAUGGAGGUAGGCUACGGAUCACUUGAAGAACCAGUGCCGACUUCUCCACAACAACCACAGAAAGCGUGAGGAUGAUGACUGAGAGUGAUCAAGAAGACGAAACUCUGUUUGAUCUUCUGGCUUCUGGGGAAGAUCAGAAGCUCCUUAAAAAUGGCAACAAUGUUGAGAAGACCAGCGGAAAGGCUUGGGGUCGUGUCAAGAAUAUUCUGACUCGGAGGGCUCGCUACCCACCCAGCAUAUUCUUUAUUCUGGGCACAGAGUUCUGCGAGAGAUUCUGCUAUUAUGGUUUGAGAACCAUCCUGGUCCUGUAUCUGACCAACUGGCUACGGUUCAGCCCCGACAGCGCCACAGCCAUCUACCAUGGCUCCAGCAUGCUCGCCUACUUCUCCCCAAUCCUCGGCGCCGUCAUCGCUGAUGGCUACAUCGGGAGAUACAGGACCAUCCUGUACCUGUCUGUGGUGUACUGCAUCGGGAACCUCAUCCUGGCGCUGACAGCGCUACCACCCAGAGAAAAGAUCGGCCCGCUGAUUGGUCUGUUUGUGAUAGGCCUUGGGACUGGGGGCAUCAAACCAUGCGUGUCUGCGUUCGGGGGAGACCAGUUCCACGCCUCACAGGAGAAAGAAAGGACAACAUUCUUCUCUGUAUUUUACUUCAUGAUCAACGUAGGCAGCGUCCUGUCAACAUUCUUCACGCCUAUGUUACGAGCUGAUGUGCACUGUAUAGAAGACACAUGCUACCCUCUUGCCUUCGGUGUUCCUGCACUGCUCAUGUUCCUGGCCAUCAUUAUUUUUAUUGCUGGGACAAAACUGUAUAAAAGAAAUCCACCCUCAGGGAAUAUUCUUGGAAAGGUUUUACGAUGCAUAUGGCACGGACUACGGAGGUCGUGUCAGACAAGGGGCGAGGUGCGUGAAGAUAAGACCCACUGGCUGGACCGCGCAGAAGAUAAGUUUGAGGAGAGUUUUGUAGAAGAUGUGAAGAUUUUGCUGAAAGUAUUAUGGCUGUUCCUGCCCCUGCCAUUGUUCUGGGCAUUGUUUGAUCAGCAGGGCUCCAGAUGGACGCUCCAGGCAGAAGAAAUGGAUGGGUCAAUGGGAAGCCUUGGGCGAUUGAAACCAGACCAGUUUCAGGUGUUGAACCCACUGCUGAUCAUCGUCCUCAUCCCAGUAUUUGAACACAUCAUCUAUCCCCUGCUAGACUGCUGUAGACUGCCACACAGGCCUCUGCAGCGGAUGGUUGUGGGUAUGAGCUUCGGUGUUCUAGCAUUCAUAGUCGCAGGACUUGUACAGAUUAAACUAGAUGCCGGCAAGGAGGCACCCCUAGCCACGGGAGAAUCUGGCAUCACAGUCAUCAACACAAUCAAGUGCAAUAUCUCACUUACCUCCCCUUUCUAUACUGGCAACAUCAGCACCCACCAGUAUGCAGGUAUGUACCGACAUCAGAGCGGCAGCAUGUCGGUGUCUGCCGCCUGUGAGCAGGACAAGACAAGCUCCGUGACGGACACCUUCCUGUUUGAUGCAGCCACACCAUACCGCAUUGUCAUCAUGACGGAUUCUCAAGGUCACAUGACCUUGAAGCAGUUCCUAGACAAAAGGACAAAACCCAGUAAUGGACAGGCCGAUGUCAGUGUUGUCAGCAACCUGCCAUAUACCAACAGUUCCCAAAGAGUCAGACUGGUGCCAAUGAAAGAGAAGGAGGUGGCAGGGACGCCUGUCUACCUCAACAUCAGCCGAGACAACGCUACUGCGUACACUAGCAUGGAGCCAGCAGUGUACAAGGUGUCCCUCCCGCUACAGACCCCAGGGGACACAUGGAAGGACCAGGCAGGCUUGGUGACAGUGCUGUCCGGGGCCACAUACACCCUGGCCCUUGUCAACAAAAACUCUGCCGCGGACUUUAACGAUGAGGCGGAUGUGACAGUGUACCAGGGUCUGGCUGAAAAUCAGGUGUCCAUGUUCCUGCUAGUUCCACAGUAUGUCAUCAUCACGAUCGGGGAGGUCCUCUUCUCCGUCACUGGCCUGUCCUUUGCAUAUUCUCAGGCUCCCAAUGGCCUGAAGUCGGUGGUGCAGGCUGCAUGGUUGCUGACAACAGCGGUGGGGGAUCUGGUCGUCGUCAUUGUUGCCGAGGUGCAGCUGCUGCCCAGCCAGACUGCAGAAUUCUUCCUGUUUGCUGCUCUCAUGGGUGUUGCCACAAUCAUCUUCUCCAUCAUGACGCUGUUCUAUAAAUACCUGUAUGUCACAUCAUCAGCCAGUGGGAGUGACACUGACGAGGCCGGACUGGUGGAUGAGGACAAGGAGGAGAUACCGCUCAAAGAUAAGGAUGGCAAACAAGCAUAAGUUACAUCACUGGAAGAUAAGGACAAUUGCAAAAAUACGGAUACAUUUGAUAAGGAUAACAAACAUGUCCUAAGGGAUAUAACACUCAAUGAUAGGGAUUGAACAAUGUUAUAACAAAUAUGGAUAUAUCACUGGAAGAUAAGGAUAACAAACAAGUAUGUUAUAAUGGAUAUAACUCACAAAGAUAGGUGGUGUAACCUUGUUACCAUGGUUACAGGAACAUGGACAUCUUGUUUUAAAAUUAGCAUGGGAGCAUUAGAUUGAUGUUAGAGGAAAUAGAAUCUUGUCUUCUGGAAGAAACUAUUCAAAAUACCGUUCUAACUCUCCUAAUUAUACUGGCGUUCAUGGAAAGCCACUCUCAAAGCAUAUAUGAAAACUACAAAGGUUGCCUGAUGCUUUGUUUUUUUCAUGUGGACAUUUUUUCCAUUCACAAUGACAAGGCCACACUUGAUCAUAUAACGGGUCACAGAUUUUUGGAGUAGGUUAACUUUGAAACUGUACUUUGCAUUAAAUAUCAAAAUAUAUAUUUUGGGGGCAUUUUUUUAUUUUAUUUAUUUUUAUUUUUUAUAGUUUUUGGGGAGACCAUAGAUGCUAUAUCUGUGAAGGAAAUAGGACAUUUGGCAUCAGUUUAAUGUUACAAGUAUUAAUUUCUAUUCUCUUCAUUAGAAGGUUUGCUGUGACUGUCUACUUUUCUAUGCAUUUUACCAUUUUCGUCAGAACUUUGUAUUUGUAGUUCUAUUUUUCCUAAUUCAGCAAAAAGAGCGCAUCCUGGCAAAUGAAAAAUAAUUUGAAUUAUGAGGUCAAAUUAUUCAUAAACUUAAGUGUGGCCUAAAUGUACUGUCAGUUGUGUUGUACAUCUAGAUGCCUGCAGUAAUUAUAUGCAAGUUCUGUACGGGUGUGGGGAUCAGAGUUGAUGACUUGUAGGAACAGGGGAACAGCUUGGUGUUGUAGGAAUCUAGGAGGGGCGAGGGAUGUGGCGGUGGCCGGUGGGCGGAAGUCCCGUGGGUGGAAGUCCGGUGUGUACACUGCCCAUUCUGAGUUUGUUUGUUUGUUUGUUUGUUUGUUUGUUUGAUGUUUAACGCCGCAACCAGCAAUAUUCAAGCUAUAUGACAGCGGUCUAUAAAUAAUCGAGUUUGGACCAGACAUUCCAGUGAAUGACAUCAUGAGCAUCAAUCUACGCAAGUGUAUAUUAAUUAGUUAAUUUAGUUAGAGUCAAAUCAAAAUAUUUUCCUCUCGAUGGAUUAACUAAGACUUUUAGUAUAGUGUUCACUGAUGUUGACUGAGUACAAAACAGCUGGAUUUAUUUCUGUUGCAAUUUGUUUAGGGUCAAACUCUAUUUCUCCUGGCCUAUUGCUGGAAUAUCGCAGUGUAAAACGCACUCACUCACUCACUGACUCUUCAAUCAAGUGGGCAGUGAUUGUAAGUACCUGAGAUUAGUUGGGUUGAUCCUGUUUAUCCAUGGUUGCAAUGCCACACGUGUAUCAGAGUGGACAUAUGGAUGCUGAUGUACAUGGCUUGAGAUUAUGGUUGUGAAUGUUUUGUUCCAGAUAUUUGUAGUAUUAUGUGAAUGUGUUUACACUGAGUUCAUGCCUGAAUCAUGUUGUAUGUACGUAUAUUCUGAAUGAUCUCAUUUGAUAGAUUGUUGACCAGUCUUAUUAAAACAGAUCUUAGUUCUUGCUACCGCUCAACAAAGGCCUGAGGAUAUUACAGGUCAUUUCUUUGACCCACCAAUGAAAUGACUAACAAGAAGUUGACAUUAGCCAAUAAGAAAGCAGUUUUCUCGAGCUUUACAGCAAGUUUCAAACUGGCACUUGCAUGCUACACAACGCUUUGAACAAUUUUUUGACAGAGUUUUCGAUUCAAAAGAUUAAAACUUAACAAAGGAACAUUCUGGAAUGUUUAAUAGAUGGCCUAGAUUGUAUGGCAGUACUUCCCACGGACUAUACAAAGUCUCUUCCAUGCCAAUGUUUAUCCCACUGAAGAGAGAGACAAAUGAUGUUUUGACGGAAUCAGUCGUACAAUCCACAACUGUCGUUAGGAAUACACCGUGUUAACCUUUUCGAGGUUGCAUGAUUAACACAUUCUGACCGCCCCUUUCCUGAUGUGAUAAGCAAUCUUUGUUUAGCAGUAGAAAGAACCAAGAUCUGAAUUGAAUAAGAUUGGAUUGUUCACAGAUAUAGUCACUAAGAAUGAAGCCUGUUUAACUGGUACAGAGAAAAACAUGGUGUGAUAUUUAAUGACAUCUAUACAUUAAUAUUCUUUUUAUCAACUUUGUUUUAUAGGUAGUUUAAAUGGCAUAGUUAUACACAUUCAAUAAGCAUAAUAUUGUAUAAAUAUAUUAUAUUUGUAAAUAGGAAAGAUUUGAUAGAAAUCUAUCUAUGGUAUUGGAGCAGUACGGUGGCCAGGUUGAGUGUACACUCAUCACACUGAAAGUCUGGGUUUGAUUCUCCACAUAUAAUGCCCUCUCCUUCACUGCCUGGAAUCUCACUGGGAGCCUUGCUAACUCCUCUUUUGUGCCUGUAAGCAUGACGUUUACAGCAUAGCCUUUUUAUACUGUUCUGUAAGGAUGCCAGACUCUUCACUUGUUUCCGGGGGCAUUGGUGGCCCAGUCGUCUAAGGUGCCG